CCCUCCUUCCCUCCCUCCCUUCCUCCCUCCCGCCACGCCUCCACCAGCCGCUCCUCCAGGACCGCGUCCUCCGUCAACAAUUCAAAAACGAAACGGCUGACGUUCACGCCCGUUACCGCCCAUGGAAACCACCGACGCGGGUGUUCGCUUUCCAAGAGCAGGCUUCGGGCUUUUUCGGGCCGAGAUUCCGCGAAACUGACCAUCUGCAUCAAACCGAAUAUACCCAUGCCGCGGAAAUCCGUGGCGGGGUCUCGCCCCUGGAACCCGAUUUCCGACCAGACCGACCCCUCCCUCCC
Molecule: messenger RNA, 296 nt
Organism: Nannochloropsis gaditana CCMP526
Product: elmo domain-containing protein 2
Exons: 1
Source: RefSeq, a predicted model, not a curated record